CAAAUUUUCAAUUCAAAAACAAAAACGUUGAGAUCAAGAAUUCCUUGUUGAAAUGGAUAAAUACCUCAAAUCUACCAAUAAUUGGAACGAAGAUAAACUCAACGAUGCAAUAAGGAAGAGGAUUCAGUUUUAUAAAGAAGAAAAUGCAAAAUUCGAAACAACAUUCAGUCAUUGUAAAUUACUACAUGAAUCUUCUUCCAGUUCGAAUUGGGACUUGGAUUGGGAUAUGCACAAAGAAAUCGAUCGGCUUGGUACAGUUCUAGAACAUUUUGACAUCACUGAAUUUGAUGCUACAGCACUGGCUAUGGCAUAUAUUGAGCAAAAAUCAAAUGAUAACAAUUAUAUUAUAGAAAAAUUGAAAAAUGACACAAAACUCUACAUUGGUCUAAAUGAUGAAAUCUUGAAAGAUAUCGAGAGAUUAUCAAGGGAUUUGAAAGAAGCUAAAGAAAAAAUUCACAGUGCCUUUGAGCUGUCUAAUGAUGAUAUCUUUGUACUAGAGAAAAAAAUUUCUGCCUAUGAAAAUGAACUUGCCAAAUUUGAAAAAAAACAUUCUUGGUUAAAGAACCCUCAGCUUGAUUUAACACAUAUAGCUAAAGAAGCCCAAACUUUGGCAAGUAUGCAGGAGGAAAGAGAAGCUUUAGAAAAGGAAUUAAAUAUAUAUCAGGGUUUACAACCUGAUUUGCAGGAAGCUUCUCAUCAGCUUUCAGUAGUAAAGAAACAAUACCAGGAAAUGAAAGAUAAAUUUCAUUCAAGUGUUUGACAUUAAUAAGAAUGCAUAUUACCACUUUUGCCAAUGCAAUUACAUUAAGAAAAUAAACAAUUACAAAAUAA
Molecule: messenger RNA, 831 nt
Organism: Coccinella septempunctata (seven-spotted ladybird)
Lineage: Eukaryota; Metazoa; Arthropoda; Insecta; Coleoptera; Coccinellidae
Exons: 4
Coding region: 53-760 (235 amino acids)
Source: RefSeq, a predicted model, not a curated record